Messenger RNA from Orycteropus afer afer, 1446 nucleotides. Lineage: Eukaryota; Metazoa; Chordata; Mammalia; Tubulidentata; Orycteropodidae. The record is from RefSeq and is a predicted model, not a curated record.
AUGGUAUCACUUGAUGAGCAGAGUCACAGCAGAAACGUGGCUCUCCAGGGCCCACAGCUCAGACCUAAAGAAGAUGUCAAAUUAGAGAAUCAAUGGGAAAUGCCUAUGAGGAAGAAACUGGGAGAAGAGAAAGAAGGCUCUGAGGAAAUGACUGUUAAGAAAGGAAGGAACCAGAAGGUACUUAGAGAAAACAUCAAUCCAAACUCAAAACAACUCCUAUGUAAUAGAAGUCCUACAGAAAAGAAACUCCACGACUGUGCCAAAUGUAGAAAAAAUUUUAGUUGGCAUUCAGAUCUAAUUCUCCAUGAGCGAAUUCAUUCUGAUGAAAAACCCCAUGCCUGUAAUGAGUGUGGUAAAGCAUUCAAGACCAGAAAUCAGCUUUCUAUGCACCAGAUAAUCCAUACAGGGGAAAAACCUUUCAACUGUGCCCAGUGUGGGAAGGCCUUCAAUAGUAGGUCAGCUCUUUGCUGCCAUAAAAAAAUCCACAGCCGGGAGAAGCCUCAUGAGUGCAGUGACUGUGGGAAAGCUUUCAAGACCAAGAACUGUCUCAGUAUGCAUCAGAUCAUCCACACUGCGGAGAAGCCUUAUGAAUGUAACGACUGUGGUAAGGCCUUCCAGUUCAGGCAUUCUCUUACCAUCCAUGGCAGAAUCCACACUGGGGAGAAACCAUACGAAUGUGAGGAGUGUGGGAAGGCCUUCAGCGGGAGCUCAGAUCUCACCAAACACACAAGAAUCCACACUGGUGAGCGACCUUAUGAGUGCAACGAGUGUGGGAGGGCUUUCAUUCGGAGCUCAGACCUAAGCAAACACAAAAAAGUCCACACUCGGGAGAAAAACUAUGGGUGUCCUCAGUGUGAGAAAGCCUUCAGUAUCAAGGCAGAGCUCACCAAACAUAGAAGAAUCCACACUGAAGAGAAACCUUACAAGUGUAAGGAGUGUGGGAAAGCCUUUCGUCAUAACUGUAAACGCAGGGCUCAUGAACGAGAACACAGUGGGGAGAAGCCCUAUCAAUGUGGGGAAUGUGGGAAAACUUUCCAGGAUCGGCACUGCCUUACCAUCCAUCAAAGAAUCCACACUGGAGAGAAACCUUACAAAUGUUCAAAGUGUGGUAAGGCUUUCAGUGGGAAGUCAAACUUGACCAAUCAUCAGAGAAUUCACACUGGAGAGAAACCUUACAUAUGUGAGGUAUGUGGAAAAGCCUUUCAUCAUAGUUCAGUCUUGAGGCAGCACAAAAGAAUCCACACUGGUGAGAAGCCAUAUACCUGCAAUGAAUGUGGUGCGUCUUUCCGACAGUGCUCAGCUCUAAUUGGACAUCAGAGAGUUCAUACUGGGGAGAAACCUUAUGAAUGUGAGGAAUGUGGAAAAGCUUUCAGAGUAAGCUCAAAUCUUACUGGACAUAAAAAAAGAAAACAUAGAGUGUGGAGAUCCCAUGAACUUGAUGAGUAG